Molecule: messenger RNA, 1194 nt
Organism: Trichomonas vaginalis G3
Lineage: Eukaryota; Parabasalia; Trichomonadida; Trichomonadidae
Exons: 1
Coding region: 1-1194 (397 amino acids)
Source: RefSeq, a predicted model, not a curated record
AUGACAGAAGAAGAGGAAGAGAAAAAUGAAGCCCAUGAGAAUAAAUUAUGGGAUGCAAUGAGCUUCCUAGAAUCAAUGGGAGGCAUAGGAAGCGCCAUGAAAACGCGAUUUAUGUCUACAUUAACAGCCUUAAAUAGAAGAAUGCACUUUUUCACAGGAAAUAGAGAGGAAAGAGAUGAUGAUCAAACACAUCAAAAUUGGUAUUUUACAAAUGCUUAUAAUUUCUUAUCAAACGCGAUUAAUCUUUUUAACAUACGACGUUUCUAUUCUAUAUUUAGUUCAAUGACCCCAGAUUUUACUCCAGAAGAAAACGUUUUUGCAAAUGAAUCCGAUAUUGAAAAUGCUUUUGGCGUAAAUCGUGGUGGAACGCUUUAUUUAGGCAAGUACUCUAUCGAGCAAUGCACUGAGCUUAUUCGUAAUAGCAAAUUUAACGAUGAUUUCCAAAGGAUGGGUUAUCCUGACUGGUACAUCGAAUUCGAUCUAAGUGACUGUUUUACACAUUUAGCUUAUGUAUUUAGCCGUCAUCUUGAAGGAAAAGAAAAAUAUAUUGCUUUUCUUGCAAUAGAAGUCGGCGAAUUUCAACUGAAAGAAACUUCAGCUAAAGGAAAAGGUACGGCAAUAUUAAGCCAAUAUUUACCAAAAUCUCUUAACCUACUAAACGUUAAAUGGCUUUCACUUCAAGAUCCUUUAUCAAAAUUCAGCGCAAAGCGACCUCGUCUCCCCGGCCAACGCUUCCCAGGAACUGGUGCUGGCCGACAUGUUUUCGAAUUCUUUAUACAACUCUGCACAAAAUCAGAACGCGACGGAAUUGUCAAUACGCCAGAACAUUUCCACAACGCUUUCAUAUACGAAGGGUUCCUCUUCUUGGAUGCCGAUGUUGAAGGUAAUUUCAGAGCAAUGAAACGAGAUUUGGCAUCAGAUAUUCAGAACCGUGGACUUGCGGCGGUUUCUUGGGCCAUAUAUUUGGGAUUUUUGAGAGAAAAUGAUACACCCGUGAAAUGGAAACCCGAAGAACAAGCAUUUGCAAUUUCAGAACAAUUUAAGAGAUAUUUUGACUCACCAAGCUACAAUUCCGCUGUAAAUGAAGCAGAGAAUUCACGCGGAAAAUAUCAUCUUGUUUGGGAAGAAGCUGAGUCAUAUUGCUUUGCCGCAGUUGACGAAUUUUCAGAAAGAGAAAACGUGACUAAUGUUUAA